AUGCCAUCAGCUAGGUGCGUAGUUCAAGAGUGCAGCAACGUUUCUAAUCUUGGAGCUGGGAUAUCAUUGCAUCGUAGUCCUGCAGACAAAACGGAGUAUGGAAAAUGGUUGAGAUUUGUUCGUACGCACCGAGCAAAUUUCAACCCCAAAGGCGUCUUUGUGAUCUGUUCGAGACACUUUCGAGAGGAAUGUUUCGAUGGGAUACAUAUGAAAGGUUCUAGACGCAAACUUCAGCCACUUUCUAUCCCAACGAUAUGGAAAAAAGAACCACAGAAACCUUUAUCGGAGAGAAAUCGACGGAAGGUAGGCUUUUUAAAAAAAAAAGAUUAUAUACAGUAUUUUAUAAAAUACUGUAUAUAAGUUAAUUUAUACAUAUUUAGUAUUUAUUUUAUUUUUUAUUUUACAAUCUUUGUCAAAUAUUAAAAUGACAGGUUAUACCCUCCUUUACUAUUGUCAAAAAUCUAAACUGAUUUUCAUGUGCCGAACCUAAUGCAAAUGAACUCAAACAAAGACUUUAGGCAUUUGCAUUAUUAGUUCGGCUUCGGCACAUGAAAAAGUCGACAUAGAACGUGGCCUAUAAAGUCACAUGCAUGUCACAUUGCAUUGAGAACGUACAAUACAUUUUAAGACAACUGGUCAACAUUUAUACUGUAAUAAACUUCUCAAAUUGUUUUCAGGUCAUCAAUGAAAUUCUCAGUGGCAAUGCAGAAAGUAGUCAAAAUAGUACCUCGUUUGGAAAAGAAAACUAUGCUAACAGACCUAUAAACACGCCAGUAAGAGUAACAUCGACCUGGAAAUAAGCGUAUUGAAAUGUAUACAGUUUACUUGAUUGGUUUAUAUAUUCACGUUGUCUCUCUUUUAAAUAGAUGCUGGUCCAACUUUACAACCAAAUAGUACUUCUCAUUUGACCUUGCUACAUACUGAUGCUUUGGGCCCUGAACCAUUUAAUGAAUUCCCGGUGGGUUUAAUCUGUUAAUAUUGUAAAAGCAAUUUACAUACAAUGGAGAAAAAUCUCAAGUGUACUGUCAUGUCACUUACUGUAAGAGUUUUUGAGAUCUAGUUUACUUUCAUUUUAUUCAUAGUUAAUGUAAUGUUUUAUUUUAGCACACGAGUACAUCAUUGCCGUUCCUGCUAUCUGAUGUUCCUGUUUUGUCAACGGAUGAUGACAACAAUCAGGUUAGCACUAAUUUCCAUCCAGCAAACAGCCCUAUCGAUUUUCUAAAGUCUUUUAUUUUGGGUUUUUUUUUCAUAAAUUUGGCUAGGGUUAGAGUUAGGAUUGGAGUUAAAUUAGGGGUAUGGUUUGGGUUAGUUACAUAGCCAUUUAAUUAACACCUUUUCCAUCUUCCAAAAAUGACGUCAGGUCAGUUUGAUGGUUGGAAAAUAGUACUAACCCAAUAAAUCAUAACAUUUUGACUCCCAAGCAUGUGUCUGUCUUUAGAGUACAGAUAAUAUGUUCUCAGAAAUAGUAGCUUGUCUUUCCUGUUUUCAGGUAUUAAAUUCCACUAUCUUGUCUUCUUCAGGUUCCUGAAAAGUCUGAAGAAGUUCGAAUGAAUACAGCACCAUGCAACAACUGCAAAAUUCUCAGAAAGAAGAAAAAGGACCUUCAGAGGAAACUACGGGCUAUGCAUGAUAAAGUUGAUAACUUAAACCAAAAGAUAACUUCAAACCAAAAAGAUUGGAUUAACACCUUUGAACAGUUGAGCCAAAGACCAGUAAUGGUAGAAACUGGUAAGAUAAUUCUUUUGAUUGACUACAAACUUAAGGAAAUCAAAAUUGAUAUUUAUUCUAACUUACUACAUCUCACAUAUUAUUCUUAUAGAUACUCAAACCUGUGACGAAGAGGAUGAAUCUGGGUUUGCUGAUCAACUGGAUGAUAUGGAUGAUUUACACAGUUGUGAAGAUGUGAAUGAAAAUAUUGUGCAGGAUGAUGAUCAACCAUGGACACCUGAUCAGUCAGAUAAUGUCUAUGAAAAGUUAGGGGAGGAUGAUUAUGAAAGCUUAGGAAGUGGGAAAGAUAGGUAUAAUUUUAGUAAUAUCUCUUAUGUUUCAUUCCUGUUGAGAUUAAAUUUAUUAUAUUUCUUGUGAGGAAAAAGUAGAUUUAGACAUGACAAUGUCAGUCUGUUAAUUUAAAUACAAAGCUAUGAUCCAUUUAGUUAUUAGAAGUUCUCGUUAUGGAAAGAGGAAAACCUUUGAAACACAAGAGAAUCAACCACAAUUCUAUUGAAUAUAUUCACAUGUCAUUAUGGACAUUAAAUUACUAUAUACUCUUAAUACAGUAGUAUAGUAUUAGUGUUGGGCUUAACUUUGGACAUUGAUUACAGUUGUGAAAAGGCAGCUCACUAAACACUUUUUCCCAAUGUCUCUAUUUGUUGGUUCUCAAUUAUAGGUUGAAAUGCGAAGGGAAAGAUGUUCGAGAAGAACCUAAAGGAAUUGUAUUUUUAUCAAAACUCCUGCAACUUUUUCAAUUCUGUCAUUUGUGCCUGGCAUCAAAUCCUCAGCUCAGCAUAACCCAAACUGGUACCAUGCUGACAGUGAAAUCUGCAUGCAGCAGUUGUGGUGGCACUCAUAUUUGGAAAAGUCAGCCUUAUAUGUUAGGAAAGUUCCCUGCCGGUAAUAUUCUUUUGAGUUUUGCCAUACUCUCUGCUGGGGCAUCCGUUGGUAAAAUCAUCCUGGUUUUCAAGCAUAUGGGACUACUUUGCUACAGUGAAGCUACCUACUAUUAUCACCAGAGGCAUCUUCUGUUUCCAAGUAUUGUGAAGUUUUGGCAAACAUACCAGGACAAUAUCUUAAAAUCAUUGAACAGAAAGGAUGUUGUACUUGCGGGUGACGCCAGACACGACAGCAUGGGUCACUCGGCAAAAUAUGGUGGUUACACCAUAUUUUGUUGCACCGUUGGACUUAUAAUCCAUAUUGUUAUUAUACAGGUAAUGGAAAAGUUCGACUUAUAAUCCAUAUUGUUCUUGUACAUGCAGGUUGGUUAAUAUGUUGACCUUUCGGUCCUUCCAAGAAAUAAAAUUUAAUUUAUUUAUUUAUUUCGCCCAAUCAUUAUGGUAAUUAUAUUUACUUCAAAAACGCAUUAAUAACUCAUGAAGCAAUUAUCCAAUCUUGAGUAAGAAAUUAGUCACGUGCAUGUCUUUAUACCAGCUAAAGAACACUUUAACAAAAGACCAUUGUUAUGCAAACUAUAUAAAGAUUUUUAUAUAAAAGUAUUAAAGCUACAACUAUAAUAGGGCUAGGAGUCAAAGAAACCUUCAUAGGCUUUUAAGGUAAGACCCCUAGUUAAAAUGAGGUGCUAGCAUUGUGUUUUACGACUACACUUGAGAUAAAUUGUGCAUUUAAUUACCUUAUUUUAUUUGGAUUUUUUAUCAGGCAAAUCAAGCGGGUAAUAGUAACAAUAUGGAGUUUUUGGGACAUCAGAAGGCAUUGGCUUUCCUGCUUGGUACUGGUAUGAUUAUUAAGGCAUUUAUUUCUGACCGACAUCUGGCCAUAACAAAAUGGAUGAGAGAGGAUUGUCCUAAGAAAUGUAAAGAGCUACAAAAACCUAUUAUUGAACACUAUUUUGAUCUAUGGCACAUUGGCAAAAGUAAGUGACAUGUUAAACCAUAGCUGUAAGAUACAAUGUGCCUCAUUAUAUAAUGUUACAUGCGUAAAAAUUGAGAAAAUCAACAACUUGUUCCAGGUUCAUACUGAACAGGCGUGAACAAGGUUGUGCAAUGUGCGGCCCACUAUGAACAGUAUUGUCAACAUGUUACAGCAUUGUUCAACUGUAACAACUUGGAACAACAUGGUUGACAACUUGUUCAUAGUUGGCCGCACAACAUUGUUCACGCCUGUCGAUAUCAACUUGGAACAACCUGUGCGUUUUUAGCCAUGUAGUCUGACCGCUGUCAGACUCAGAUCCUAUACAACUUUACUUGUCUAAGGGAAAGUCUUGUGUAUAAUAUUGUGGUUAGGUAAUUGGUUAAAAUAUAUAAUUUAACUAGCUCUUUUAACCAAUACAAGUGGUGUGCCAUUCACCUUUGACAUUCCUGCAUCGGUCAAUCCCACCCCUUUCCUCUGCCCAAAUGUAAUUCUCUGAUGUUAAUGGCCAUCUUGGGCAAAAAUGGGUUAGGGUCAAUAACAGUCUUCAUUAUAUAUACACCUUGUACUUUAUAUUUACAAAACACUAGAAAUCAGAAAGGUAUUAACAAAACUUAGCAAAGAGAAUGGUUGCGAGGUAAUUGGUAGAUGGAAGAAGGCUUGUAUAAGGCACUUUUAUUGGUCUGUAACCUCAACAGCACUGAAACUCCGUGGUCGUCGUGAUGUUAUAGUUGCCAAAUUCAAGGCUUUUUUUCACCAUGUCCUUAACAUUCAUCAUGACUUGCCCAACAAGAUCUUCAAUAAAUGUGCUCAUGGUCCAAGUACUACCCAGCGUGUUUGGUUAACAAAAGGUAUUCUAAAUCUACUCUCUGUAUAAUGCCUGACAAUUAUUUUUCUCAUCAAGUGAAGAUCAUUGGGCUUUAAUAUUCAUUAAAGCACAAAGGCCUUGCCUUGACGAGUAUGAUGAACAUCUUGCAUUUUAUUUAGGGGCCAUUCACAAAGGAUGUCCGAGCCAAGGGGAGGGGGGUUUGGAAAAUCAGGACAAACUCGGACAUAGGGGGGGAGAGGGGGAUUUUAGCAAUCCGGAUGUCCGAAAUUUUAAAAAAUUCAAAAACAAAUAUCUUUUUCCCUCUAUUUUGAGCAGUCCUUCUCAUUAUGAAAUUGGAAUUUUGACUGGGCGGUUAACACUAGAUUUUGUUUUAAUUAGUAAAUAAUUUAUAUGUUUUUGUAUUCACAUUUAUAGUUAUAAAAAAGUUCUAAAAGUAAAAGAAGUUUUUUACUCUUGACAUAUACAAGGUUGUGUGAGUUUUUGUGAGGCAUGGUGGAUGUCCGAGGGGAGGAGUCACUAAUUCGGACAAUGCCGGACAAGGGGGGGGGGGGGUCUGAAAAUCCAUCAUUUGGCCGGACAUCCUUCGUAAAUGGCCCCUUACAUUAUGCACACAUCUUGCUUUUUCACAGGAUCAGAUGAAUAUGAGAAGUUGGUUGCAAACCUCAGUAAAACUUCCUUAUUAAAUGGUAUAAAAAAUGCAUCGCCUAUAGCACAGACCAGCUGUUUGGAAGGUUAUCACUCUGUUGUUAACCAGUUCACCCCAAAGAUGCUGGCAUACUCUCACACAGGCAUUUUAUGCAGGUCAGUGAUUAUACAGUUAUAGUUUUAACAUUCAGCUAGGGUUUUUUUGUUUUAAUUGUACUUAAAUUAAGGCCAAAAAAUUUAAAUGGGUAAUAUAUAAUUUUAGAACUAUACCUGCUGCUACCCACUUCAAUUACAACCUUCGUCGACAAUCUAAAGUUGAUAUGGAUGGAAAUGUCAAGCUUAAGGUCACCUACCCCAAAUUCAAAGAAGGAGAGGCAACAGUUAGAGAGGUGAAAGUGGUGUCAAAUUAUGGUAAGUUCUUUUAUACAAUGGUGUUUAAAACUUAAUCUUUCUUCUCGAAAGAUGCCAUUUUCAUUAUUUAGCAUUUCCUCCAUCUUUGGAGCAAUUUCAUAGGGUUUGGAACUGCCUAAUGUACUGUAAACUGCUAUGGGCAAAACCUAAAACCCUUGCACCUAUUAACAAAUACAGUUUCAUUUUUUCAGAUUAUGUGGCUGAAAUAUACAAGACCAUGACUACUAUGCCGAAGAAAGAGUUAAAAACUAUAGAGGAUAAGCUGAAGAAAGAUACACCAGAAGCCCUACACAAUAUGUUACCAGAGAGGGAGAACAAGGAAGAAGCAAAGAAUAAAUACAAGUUCAGAAAGACCAAAGUGACAGUUGUAUGCCCUCCAACUUGUUCUGGUGUGUAUUUACAAUCAAAAUUUGCACACCACACCAUAUAACUGUAGAAUUAUAAAGGCUAGAGGUUGUAAAGUUAUCUGUUCACCAAUUUGUCCUGACGAAGGGCUUUCGCUCAAAAUGUCCAGAUUUUAUCUACAUUCUAGGCACAUGUGUUACAACCUCUAGCCUUUAUUAUAUCUAUCUGUGGCUGACACUGACACCACAGUUUACUGCAGAAUUAGCAAAGGGGAUUUGCUCUAUAAAUACAGAUCAGCAUAUAUUUGGAGGGGUGCACACGUCUCAGCUUUAAUCAGUGUAUGCCAGAUUUUCAUAAUCUAUGGCAUUUUUAGUAUUUUUUGUGGAGAUAGAAGACUGCACACCCUAUAAAGAAAAUAUUCACUGGAUCUGUAUGUGAUAUGUAUUUUAUUUUUUACAGAUGCAGAACUUCAAGAUAUAUUGCAUCCACCCACUGCCACUUGCAAAAGAAAAGCACCCAUGUGCAGAAAGUGUGGCAAGCCACGAAAAGGGCACAAGAAAGGGCAAUGUAGCGGUCCAAUAAGUGCGUUGUAA
Molecule: messenger RNA, 6402 nt
Organism: Paramuricea clavata
Lineage: Eukaryota; Metazoa; Cnidaria; Anthozoa; Malacalcyonacea; Plexauridae
Source: the annotation of a GenBank genome assembly